AUGUAUACUGUUGUUAGAAUCAAUAACCAUGAACCGUUAAAAGAUCGUUAUAAGCAUGAAAACGAGACACCACUAUCAGAUGCUGAUGUAGGAAAAAGGUGGUUGAAAAAAUGUGAUGGGGGUGGACGUCUCCAAAAGCAAUCUGCAGAAAAAUCGACUUUGAACCUUCAGUACACAGUCACAAAUGGACCUUACACUAAUGCACCGUCAAAUCCCGUUUUGCAAGCGUUCGUCAACGCUUACAAUAAUCACGAAGAUUUAAUUUUGUGUCCUGAUGACAUUUGGUUGGUGAUCUGCAUCAGCUACGCUCAAUAUGUCAAUGCAAACGCCGAGAAACUUCGACACAUAUUUGUCGAUCACCAGGGAAAAAAGGAACUGACUGUUUUUGAGCCACCUGGCAAAGAUGAGAGAGAUUGGACCGACUUCUUUGGUGCGAUGAAACAAGAAAUUGAACAAAAUGUGAAAGGGGAUAUUGUCUCUGUGUUAACUGCGAACUAUUCGACUACAGGUAAGGUCGAGGCAAUAUUAUCAAAUGCGUGUAUUAUGGACACGUUUCAGUCCUAUUUCGAAUACACAAGAGUUAUGACAAUGUGUGGUAUUCGAAACGUCAAAUUCAUGGGCACACUCGACGACUGGAAGAUGCUGAAAAACAAAACAGAACAAAUGAAGGCAUAUUCGGAAGGUGAAUUUUACAAUUCUCCUCUGUCAUCUACACCUCAACGUAUGAAAAAUGAUUUAUCAGAUAAUAUUUCACGCGUAAAUGAAUCCACAACAACAAUAAUUCCAACUGAAAACAAAAGAAAAACAAUUUGUAUAUUAGGAGAUAGUUUACUUCGUGAUUUAGAUCCUAAAAUCAUAUCCGACAAAAAACAUCUUGUUAAAAUUAAAACGCAUGGCGGAGAAAAAUUAAGUAAAUUAAAUGAUAAAGUAAAAACAAAAUAUGAACACUUACUGAAAGAAUCAAAUACAGUCAUUUUUGUUUGUGGGACAAAUUCUAUCAGUGAUCAUGAUGUUAAUGAAUGUAUACGAGAAGCAGAAACAUUAAUAAAAACUACGAAAUCUAUUAAUUCAAAUAUAAAUAUUUGUAUGACAACGGUACCUUUCCGUUCGUGUAAAUUGAAUCAAGGUGGCUUUGAUAAAAUCGCCAGUUAUAAUAAACAGUUAAAACAAAUAUGUCAAGAACAAAAUGUUGAAUUAAUUAGAAUAAACUUUGAGCGAGAGCUUGCCGAAGAAUUAAGUAUACCGGGCUUUUUGCAUUAUCGAAAUGAUUUUUCUCGUAAAUCUCAAGGAAUUGUGACAUAUGUGAGGCAUGAUAUUAACCACUCUUUGAUUGCAUGCUCCAAUGAAGCAAUGGCUAUGUUAUUAGAAGUUCAGGUUUCUGCAUACUUUCUACUUCAAAAUGCAAAAAAAGAUGUUCCACUUAUUUUAGUGGGCGAUUUUAAUGUAAAUACAGCCGCACCACCUGGUGGACUACAACAAAUACUAGAAUUGUUUUCGAUUCGACGUGCUUUCAGUGUAUCAACCACUCAUAAAAAUACGAAAAUCGAUAAUGUUUUUUAUUCUAAUGAGUGGGAGCAGCCUAGCACUAAAGUCUUUCCUGAAUUAGGAAAAUCACCACAUUUUUUGCUAGAGGCAAAAUUCAACUUACAAUCAAAAAGUAAACAAAAAGUGAGCAAACUUAUUUAUGAUUACAAAAACUGUGAUUUAUUUGCCCUGCGUAGAAUGUUAUCCGAAAUCGACAGUUCAUUUUAUUUGUCAGGUGAAAUAAACAAAAUGUCGGAGAUACUUUUAAAUCAUUUCUCCCAC
Messenger RNA from Didymodactylos carnosus, 1806 nucleotides. NCBI's taxonomy places the organism in Eukaryota, Metazoa, Rotifera, Eurotatoria, Philodinida, Philodinidae. The record is from the annotation of a GenBank genome assembly.